AUGAGAAUAGGCUCGCUGAACACGUUGAAGGUGAAGAUUUUGCUGAGACAGUCCAAGGCGACAAUUUUGGAUUCUGGGUUUGGGAUGUCACAGGCAGUUCUGAGCACUUCGAACAAAUCGUGCUCGGUUGGAAGUUCGCCUGUAUUUAAAGUCUCGAUUGACUUGUUUAGUAGCUCAACCAAGUUCUUGUGUUUCUUGGUGAUUUCCUUGAUCUGGAGAAGUUUCUCGAACGACGAUUUGAUAAAUGAAACUGUCGCUGCUUGGUUGACCGAGGUAGCGGCACUGAUUGCUCGGCUUCUAGCUGGACUAGACGGAAGAGACGCAUGUGAUCCGUUGGUUAAAGGGAUCGUUUGA
Ogataea philodendri is the source of this 354-nucleotide messenger RNA. RefSeq lists its product as uncharacterized. The record is from RefSeq and is a predicted model, not a curated record. The coding region runs from base 1 to 354 and encodes 117 amino acids. Lineage: Eukaryota; Fungi; Ascomycota; Pichiomycetes; Pichiales; Pichiaceae. The transcript has a single exon.